Caenorhabditis auriculariae is the source of this 2697-nucleotide messenger RNA. The record is from the annotation of a GenBank genome assembly. NCBI's taxonomy places the organism in Eukaryota, Metazoa, Nematoda, Chromadorea, Rhabditida, Rhabditidae.
AUGCUUUGCGUCGUCGUCUUCUGUACGCUGCUCACCAGAAUGGCGUCAUUCGGCGCCGUGCCCGCCUACGUCAGAACUCCUUCUCUUCAGAUUAAGUGUGUUUGGCAAUCAAAUUUAAUGCAAUUGUCGCUGGAUCAAACGACGUCAAAAUAGAGUGAAACUGAAAUUUGAAAAAGACCACGUGAGUGAUCUGACCUCAACUUGAGUGUUUCUUUUUCUUUCAAAGGAAUAUGUUCAAACUUUUUCCCGGUUCGUUAAGAUGAAGACACGUUGCUAGGACGUGCGCGAAAGGAAAGAUAACGAAAGUACUGGCUAAUUUUCGAAUCGUCGUUAUAACGACGGGAAUUCGACAGACUAUAAAAUCACAGAAAUUUUCCAAUGAAACUUGGCAUACUUCAAAAUACAAAAUAUAUCUGAUUAAGAGAAACAGCAGGAGGUUCCGAGGAAUUCCUCAGAGACUUUCUGUCUGCUCUAGCCAACGAAAGUCUCACUUCUGUGGAGUUGGUCUCAGAUGAUCCGGUUUUGGAGAAUGGCACAUACAGAAUCGAAAACUCCUCGGCGUUUUUCGAGUGAGCUUCGGACGGCCAGCUCCACAGUACUGGACUUCACCUCAAGUGUUUAGAUUUGGUCAAGUUCGGUACUUCUGGACAUUUGAAGACUACAACACAACAGAGUUCGAGAACAACAACGCGUGGACUUGCUCAUUUUCAACGAAUGACUCUUCUUUUCCAAACGUUAGAGAAAGGACUUUCAAAGAGUAGAUUGUAGUGCAGGUGGAGUUUGUGAAUGGCUCACGGCUCGAGAAAAUCUACUUUGGCUGCGACGGCGGCAGCGAUUGCUGCGGCCUCGAGUGUUGCAGUGACGACGUCUUCUUCAAUAUUGUCAUGUCAGUUCAACGUCGCCCUCAGCUAAAUCUCAUUUUCCAGUCGCUCUCCGAAUUUCAUAGACUCAUUAAAGGAUUUUAUCGCUAUAAAGCAAUCGAUCAAAAAAAAAACCUAUAGGCUAAUUUUCACGCCAGCUUGUCGAUUUUCAUCUUCCUCCAAACCACAGAACAUCCCGGAAGGCUCCCUUUGAACUCGGCCUGUCUAUUUGCACGCGCCCUAUUCUGCUCAUCUGCUAUAUUAAAGGCGCAUACACACACUAAGAAUAACUGACGAGAUAAAUGCGAGCUCGGUGGCGGUACAUUGACUAACUCGCAAAAAUGUCGCUUUUUUCUAGGCGCGAUCCCGCAUUUAUCUCGGCGCGACCUCGCAUUUUUCUCGGCGCCAUCUCGCAUUUAUCUUGCAUUUCGGAAAUUUUCAAAUUGCGAGAGAAAUGCGAGCUCGCGCCUAGAAAAAUGCGAGCUCGCGCCCAAACAAAUGCGAAACCGGCGCGAGAAAAAAUGCGAGAUGUUUGCGAGCUCGUCAAUGUACCGCCCACAGCGUUCUAAAACGGGGUUCACGAAAAAAGAGGCGCACACUAUUCUCAAUGGAGCGCGUAACUUGGAGCGUUGUCAAUCAAAAUCAAGGUGCUUUUUUUUCUUUAAUUUACAUGCUAUUAACUUUUUUCGAUUGUUUUUUGAAGUAUUUUUUUUGUUUCUAUGCACGUAAAUUUUUAAUUAAUGUUUUUAAACGUAUUAGAAAGUUUUUAAAGUGUCCAUAGCUCGUUAAUGUGUCGAAACGUUGUUUAUAAAAGAAAAUACUGUAUCCAAGAGACAAAACCGAAAAUCGAAAUUCCAACUCCAGGAAUCGAUCACAUUAUCAGUUUUCAAUUACUUAAACAGGAAAAAAAGAAUACAAAAUCAAACCUGAGUUAAAAAUUUCGACUUUCGUGAACAGAUCAAUUAUGUAGUCCUUUGAACCAAUCAAACCACAAGAAAAUAAACUGCGAAAUUUUAAGAGAGUUAUAGGAAAUGACUAGCAACAUUUGGAAACUAUAAAUGUCAGGAAAAAAAAAUGCUAGCCUUCAAACAAUCAAAAAAUCCGGACUCUUAAUUACGACGCGGAAAAGACGAUUGUUAGCCACGCCCACUCAUGCAACGUCCGCAUGCUUUUCAGGAAAGGGGCGGGAACCCCGCUUUAGAACGCUGUGCGCCAGUGUCUCGCGUUUAUCUCGGCAGUUAUUCUUAGUGGAUAGCUGGCGCACAAUAGGCUAUAAAUACAAUGUCGAUGAUUUCAGAGUAGUCGUGAUCAGUCUUUCACUAGUCUUGUUGCUCGUGUGUAACGUCGUUCUCGGUUUCAAAAAAAGACAAGGUUUGCCAUCAAAAUAUUCGAAAAUAUUAUAGAGACUUUCAUAAUUUUGUUAAUGAAACUUCUUUUUUUUUAAUGAGGGCUUCUGAAAAACCUGCGGGAAUGUCAAAAAUCGUUUUUUUUUCUCCAGGGAAGGGAUAAGAAGAAAAUUAAAAACGAACUAUACUUCGUUCUCAACUACUUAAAACAGGCGGGCUUAUCUGCGCUCUCCUUUCUCUCGCAGGCAAUCUUAAUUUUAGGUUUUUUUUUCGUUGUUUGAUGACCCUGAAUGUGAAGAAAAUUAGAGCGGACACUCUUCAGACUGUUUUAUGCUGUGGCGAAUCCGAUAAAUGAACUUCCGAUUCAAUUUUCUAAUCGAGCUUUUAUUGCAGCAAAACGCCGCAACCACAAAGUUCUCUACGAAGUUCCGAGAAGUACGGGAAACGAAGAAGUCAUCGCCGAGUCACAAAUUCAUAUUCGGACAACCUAG